AUGCUCAAUCACAUGUAAGAAGAAUAGCCUCCAUUAAAUUUUAUGAAACCAUCUUAUUAACCAGCAAUUUAAGGUCCUCGUAUAGCUGAAUCAAUAAUAAAUCAAUAACAAGGACUGGGAGGAGUCGCAAUUUAAAAUACAAGAUAAUUUUGGAAUGAGAAAGAAUAAAAUUGGUUGAGGUUGAGCGUAAAUUUGAAUCCAAUUGCAUUUGCAAAUUAUGAACUGUUUAAGAGUGCAAAUAUUGAUAUAUCAGAAUCUCCUAAUCCACUCUAAUGUUUAUUAUGCUUCAUCAUAAAAUUCAUAAUUUUGAUACUCUACUUUUUAACUCCAUAUUAUUAAACGAUUAAAUUAUAUGAAACUAUAGUGGUCUUAGGAGCAAUAGAUUUUUGGAUAAUUAAAAAUAUCAGUGGAAGGUAUGAAAAUUGAUAAAUUAGGAAAAUUAGUUGGACUACGUUGGUGGGUUGA
This is a messenger RNA of Paramecium sonneborni, 465 nucleotides long. NCBI's taxonomy places the organism in Eukaryota, Ciliophora, Oligohymenophorea, Peniculida, Parameciidae. The record is from the annotation of a GenBank genome assembly.